GGGAGACGGGGGCCAGAUGUCACACAGGGAAUUUGUCAUGAGGGCUGUAUCACAGUAAUGAAAAAAUUUGCAGUCAAAAUUGCAAAUGUACAUCUUAGUUUUUUCUCUAGUAGAGGUUUUGUAUGUUGGUUUCAAUCUUGUUCAAAACCCUCUUAAAUUAGAAUAAUGUUUGUACAUUUUAUCUUUCAAAGUUAAUUUUUAAUUAUAUCAUCAUAUUUUUAUGAAUGAACAAGUGAAAAUAAUCAAAUCAUGGUGGCAUCAAUUCAGGUCAUAUACUGUAUUUGAUUAAAUGUGUUCUUAAAAGUAUUUUUCAGGUUGGGGCAUGUUUAUAACAUUUUUAUCAGGACAGGUUGUCACGUGUUUUAAAUCACUUACAAUAUUUGUAGGUCAAAACAAUGAUUUGAUAUUGAUAUCUUUUUCCAUUUUUGGUGUGUCUUUACUAGUUUUGUGCCUCAUAAUUGAGUUUAGAAUUUUGCUGAAAUGCCUUUACAGUAAUAAGCUGUUUACAGUUUUUCCCAAUUGUUUCCACACUAAAAUUGGAACUUGAAAAGCAACCACCGAAACCUGAAACUCAUGUACCAAAUCCCUAAACCAAGUCUGCAAAAUUGCAAGCACAAUUCCUGCUUUACACUCUGUUUUCAAUUCUAUAUCACACUUUUUGCAAAACACUACACACAGUUCUCUACAUUAGGCACAACAUUCAAAAUUAAAAUCUAUUUAGUCCCUUUGGAAAGUACCGCAAAUCACAAUACCUAGCUCUUGCACCAAUUGGCAACACCCACUCCUCACAGGUGUAAACACUAGUUGCUGAACUGUUCACUUAGAAAUCAGAGCUCUAGCACUAUAAAAGGCCACAGAUGAGCUCUCCUGUUUUGGAGGAAAAUGAAGGUCAAUGGUGAAGCAAGAGCUAGAGGUGUGAGGACAGACAAUUGUCUCAGAUGAGAUCAGGGCCACAUUGGUUGACCAUAUGCUUAACCAUGGAUUGAGUAUGAGGGAGGCUGGGCAGAGAGUUCAGCCCAACCUGAGCCACUACACGGUUGCAUCUAUCAGCUGUACAUUCAGAAAUGAGAAUCGGUAAGUUACCUACCAUCUAUACUAUGCUCUUUAUGUAUGUAUACUGUAGUAUACUGCAGUCCGACAUAUCAGUAGGCCUAUGUUACUCAGUGAUUGAUGGCCAAUGUUACAGUAAUGUAAUUUCAUAUUGAAAGAAAAUUGAUUAUUUUAGCUUACAGUAACCAAUCAUAGACAGAUGGGGAACUCGCAUCUUUGAAAUGUGUAUAAUUUGAAUUGAGCCAAGAGGUCAGCGUGUGAAGUUUCAGUCUCCAAUUGGUCGCGUAUCCUCUUGUCCUACGAAUUCACGGUUCAGAGUUCACCAAGCUUGAACUUUGGUAUGCAGCGUAGUACGAAAUUGUUUUGCAUGAGCUUGCGUUUCCACUCUGAUGCAUUCGGAUGCAUUUGAAUGGGAGCCCCUUUACUCGCCGCAUCGCUUGCAACCUUAUGACAGGCCAACUGUUUGUUCAUACAUUUAUUUUCUCAACCCUAAAAGGGCAAGAAGAUAAUUGUAUUUAUUUAUUUUUUCAAUUUUACAGCGUGUAGAAUCAUAUCAUGAAAAAAAUACCUUGACAUUUGCCAUUGAGGCAGCACAAGAGUUACAUUUUAUUAGUAAUAUAGCAUACUUUUUGAAAAAAGUUUAAAAAGUGCUUUAGGCAUACAGAAAAAAAUUGACAGAGCUAGUGCAAAAUAAAAAACCACCAACAAAGAAACGGCAACUGAAUAAUAAUUUUUGAUUGUAAGUAAUGUCUGAAGAAAAAAGCAUAGAUUUACCUUGUCUUUAUAGUUUGUUUUCUUUAUUUUUAGGAAGGUUGGUCCAUUAAGAAUUAAACUUAAUUACAAAAGCAAUUACUGAAUCAAAUAUGCAUUUUAACUACUGCAGCUUUUUUUCUCUAUUAUUUAAUAUUAAUAAUAUUGCAAUGCACCGUGACACAUUAAUAUAUAUAUUUUUUGACGGGUUUCACUUUCAUUUUUAAUCUUUAUUGUCCUUUAUUGGCCAAAAGCAAUUACAUUGAACAAUAUAAAAAUGAUCUUAUUAGCUAUUUAUUACAGUGAUUAAAAUCGAUAAAAUUGACUAUCAUGCCAAUUAAAUUAAACUUUAUUUUAUUUUAAUUUUUUGUGGUAAGGUAUGAAAAAACGUAGGUUAUCAGUAAACUUAAGAUGCUGUACAUAGACGUCACACUGUGAUGUCACUUUUGUCUUGGGAUUUUUUCCGGGAUGUGUGUGAAUGCGAGCACAGAUUCCGGGAAAGCUCGGGCAGUGUGAAUGAUCAAAAUCUUGCAGUCCCAGAACAGAUCCCGGCAUGACAUUCCCAGGAUUCAACCCAGCAUCUCUAUGUGAAAGGGGCUUAGUAGAACAUUGCACUACUGGUACUGUAAUGACAAGGUCAUGGGUUUGAUUUUCAGGGAAGGAAUGGACUGAUAAUAUGUAUAUUUAAAAUGUACUGUCAGUUGCAUAAGAUAACAUAAUCUGUCUAAUACAGUAUGUAAACUGGUUGCUGUGGUGAUGACACUGUGGAUGAAAUUCUUUUGUGCGUUAUGAGCAGUGGCAAGGUUGAAUCUAUUCUUUUUUGGGCUUAUUCCUUCUGUCUAUAUUUAUUUUCUUACAAACACAUUCUUCCACUCAAACCAUAUAGUGCCACUGAUGGUGGUGUGAUGGCCUUGAACCUUGAUCUAGCAGUACAACCAGGUGCAGAAGGAGGUCGUCGCCGUACCCGUAGAUACAUGCCAGGAGAUCCUGCAGGGAGUCGCAAAACUGAACGUUUCCAUACUCAACCCAUAACGUUCUAUGAGAUACAGGAGAGCUGCGGAAUAAUGGAUGAUGAAAAUCGGGACUCUUCACAAAUGGAUGUGCAAACAGAUGACAGAGCCAAGAUGAGUGUAGCUGCCAAGAUGUCUCUGUUUAAAGAGUUGGAGAAGACCUCUUCAUCUGAAGCCUCCUCGUUCCUCAAACCUCGCUCCAGUAAUAUUUUCCAUGAGUGUAGAGCUCGCCGUGGCAAGGAUUUUCGGGCACUCACUCAGCCAAUCACCUUUGAGGAAACCAUGAUGGCAGUGAGGCCUCAGUCAAGUGAAUCCAAAUGUCUGGAGACUGAGCCUGAGGUAGAGGAUGAUGCCAGCUCUAAGCUGUCUAUGACUGAGAAACUGGCUCUCUUCAACAAACUGUCACAGCCUAUAUUAGGACCUGUGGGGAGUCCAGUGAGAGAUGGUGGCCCUCUAGAGGCCUCUGAGAGACGCAGGCAGAAAGGAGCACGCUACCGCACACAGCCCAUCACCGUGGAUGAGGUCAGUUUGCUUCAGAAAGGGCCUGUUCAGCUUCCCCGUCUUCAUCUGACACCUCAUCUUUCCGACCGACAACAGGUUCUGUCCAGCAAUCUGAAGCCCAGUGAAGUGUGUCUUUCUGGACUGAGCUCCUCACAGGAAUGGGGUUCCUCCAGUGAACACACUGCACCUAAUCUGAACUCUAUAAAGGACAGCAGCUCUCAGAAUGCAGUGCGGCAAGGCACUGCAAUUAAAGGCAUCUUGAAAAAUACUUCUUCAGAGGGAGUGGUGUGGAGGACUGAAUGUAAGGACAAGGAUGAUCUGAAUGGACAUGGCCUGAAACAGAAUGGGGGAGAGAGGAGAGUGAGAGAGGUGAAAGAAGAGAGGCAUGCGUCUGUGUCAUCAGUGGUUUCCUCUCUAGCUCAACUCUCCAGCGUUCCCUGGAGGCAGAGAGCAAGGAAGGAUGCCUCUACUUCUUCUGUCAAAACACGAAGAUCUGCUCCAAAGCAUGAUGGAUGCCCAACAUUAUCAGCAGACAUGCAUACCACAGAACACAGCAGUAAUGAAGCCAUCACUCACAGACUGAUGGACUCUAGAGAAACUGAGGAAGAAGAGGAGAAGAAGACGGAGGGAAGGAGCAAUAUCACGCCAAGCACUGGGCCACAGGAUGAGUCUGAGAGUGCUGUUGGGUCUACACCCCAAACUGAGUGCUGGGAGCCUGUGUUCUCCUCUGUGUAUUCUCCUUCUAGCUCCACACCUCAGUAUGUGAUGUUUUUCAAUGAGAUUAGUCUCUCUUAUGAAGCUCAGGAGGUUUCCUCACCAACUCAAACCCAGCCACAGGUGAAGAGCAAAGUCAAGGCAAACUGUGAGGAGGAAGACUCUGCAAAACUCGUCUUUACAGCGGCACAAACAAUCUGUUCCAGUGAGGUCCAAGAGAGUCUGCAGUUUGAUACUGAGAUGGCUAAAGAGGUGGUGACCUCUGAACCCUCUUCACUGCCAGUGUGUCAGACCAGAGGAGGGAACACAGAGCCCGACCUGAGCAUGCUCUGUCAAACAAACACUCCAAUAUUGAGCUCAGCUGUAGCCGAGCACAGGCGCUCAGUACGGCCGUCCCGCAGGACUCAGGGUUCAAGGAAUCCAUUACGUGCUCUUGCUGCUCGAGAAGACAUCCAACAGGAUUUCAUGCAGCCUGAAGACGAUGGUGAAAUGGAAACUAAGAGGGCUAUGAAAAAUUCAAACUGCACCUCAGUUAAUGUCACCUCAGUUGAUGUCACUUCCUCUGGCAAUGUGAGCAGACCCACAGUGCCAUACAACAAACUUAUGCUCAUACACAUUAAAGGAUGGAGGCAGGUGCAGGUGCGGUUGGUGGAGCCGGUGGCACGGUCUCUUAACAGUGGUGACUGUUUUCUGCUGGUCACACCCUCACACUGCUUCCUCUGGACUGGAAAAUUCUCCAACACCAUUGAGAGAGAAAAGGCGUCUGAAAUGGCUUCAUUGAUUGUGACCCAGAGGGAUCUUGGUUGUCAGGCAACAGGUGUCAUUCACCUGGAUGAAGGUGUAAAUACAGACGGCCUGCAGGCAGCAGAGUUUUGGAACCUUCUCGGGGGACAGACACCAUAUAAUGGUCCAGAUGGUGCCGAUGACGAUGAGCUCUAUGAGAAAGCCAUUUCAGAGUCGAACUGUAUUUAUAGGCUGCAGGAAGACAGACUCAUGCCCCAUGAACAGGGCUGGGCCUCCAUACCACUCCUUUCUCUACUGGACUCCUCCCAGACUCUACUGUUUGACUUCGGCAGUGAGCUCUAUUUGUGGCAUGGGAAAGACAUUGGUCCCAGCGAGAGGAAACUGGCACUGCAGCUGGCUCAGCAGGUUUGGGAUGGAGCUUAUGACUACAGCAACUGCAGGAUCAACCCUCUGGAUCCCUCUGCUGGCAAUGCACCCAUUCACAAGCAAGGCAUUGGGCGGCCAGGCUGGGCACUUUUUGGCCGUGUGUUUGACCAAAAUGAGACUAUACUGUUCAAAGAGAAGUUUGCUAACUCAUUUGAACAGACAAAAGUGAAUAAGAAUCACACUGCACCCUCAAUUCAAGAAGAAGUCCAGACCACUUUGCUCAAAUCUCCUUCAGAACCAAUACUUGUUGAGCAGUGGUCAUGUGAUGCCAAAGCACUCUUUGGUGGAGUCUAUCUCUCGGGGGUGUCGCAAAUCGUUCUGGAUGGUGUGGACGUACGAAUGGGACAUGACCUAGUCACACUGAGUGACGGUCGACAGGCAGAGUUAUGUACUCUUGCAGUAAAAAAGUGGCUUAUUUCAGAGGGUGAAGAGUGUGAGGUCGCCCCAGGGAGCUUUGGACAGUUUCAUGAGGGCAACACAUAUGCUUUACGCUGGACGUACAGCCUCACGCCCUUGGUGGAUCAUAUGGCAAAAGAUCAGAAAAGAUCUGCACUUUUCAUCUGGAAGGGGCGGCACUCAAAUAUCAGUGGGCGGGACCUGUCACCCACACUAACCAAUCAGUGUAGCUCUCAGGUGUUUGUAACUGAAGGGGAGGAGCCACCCUGUUUUCUGCAACUAUUUCAGGGAGGAAUGGUCAUUCACAGACGACACAGCAGCAGAGAUACAGGUGGCUGGCGACUGUUCUGUGUGAGAGGGGAUGUGCCAGUGGAGGGCAGUCUGUUGGAGGUUGAAUGCUCCUGCUCAAGUCUGAGAUCUCGUGGCUCUCUGCUCCUGCUGAACAGCCAGCAGGGGGUGCUGUACCUUUGGCACGGCUGCAAAGCCCACAGCAGAGCCCGUCAGGUGGCCAAGCAGACCGUCCAAUGCCUCACACAAAUGUGCCCGUCUGAGCUGGGCCUGACCACUGGCAGAUGUGUGAAUGUCCAGGAAGUAGAAGAGGGGAAAGAGUCAGCAGCGUUUUGGAAAGAUAUUGGACCACAGGACAGGAAGUUGUAUGACUGCAUGUUACAAGAUCCUGGUAAAUUUAACUUUACACCCCGCCUUUUUCACCUGAGUGCCCAAUCAGGAACUUUCAAAGGGGUGGAGCUAAUUAGCCCCUCCCAUGUAAAUGGUGUUAUUACAGCAAUGCCCUUCCUCCAGGACAAGAUAUAUGCUGUACCACAUCCAACACUGUUUCUGUUGGAUAAUUAUCUGGAAGUGUAUUUAUGGCAAAGUAGUGAAGCUACAGUCUCACAGCGCCCCCACUGGGACAAAGAGAAGAAGUGUGCCAUGGAGACCGCCUUACAGUACUGCAGAGAGAGAAAUCCCAGAAGGCCUCCAAUGGCGUACCUUAUUGAUGAAGGAGCAGAGCCUCUCACCUUCACUAAUAUAUUCCCUUCAUGGGAGAUAAGGGUAACACCAGAACUACAGGACUGCAUAGUGCAUAAAAAGCUGGUAUUGGUGCAAGAUGCCUUAGCAGCUUUUAACAAGACCCAGUUUCCCCUUCAGGAUCUGCUGAAGAGACCUUUACCUGAAGGAGUAGAUCCACUGCACCUGGAGAACUACCUGUCUCAGCAUGAUUUCAAGGUUGCUUUGGAAAUGACAUGGGAUGACUACAACUGUCUAUCAGAUUUACAAAAAAUGGACCUUAAGAAAAGCAAAGGACUUUACUAAAUCGGCAGCACUGCAGCCUAGUCUCAACAGAAGUAAUACUUUUAAAAGUUGUGCUUGUAAGAUUGUUCUUGGAAGGUGACUGCAAUCCCAUGUACAGUGUACUGUAACUGUGAGUGUGUUUAACAGUGAGAGUAUGUGUCCUUUCAGUCUGGUUAUUUUAAUGCCUAUAAUGUCCAACACUCAUUUUGGCCAAAAGCUCAAAGCUAGACACAACUUUUUACUCUGACUUAGAGAAAUAGCUGCCAUGUUAAUUUUUCAAGUCUUUCUUCCCCUCCUCGUCUUCCAUUGUGGCUGUUUCUGCCUUACCUCUUUCUCUCUUUUUCCUUCCAUUUGCCUCCUCUGUCUCUCUACACAAAGCAGCACAUGUGAAAAAGAGGUGUGGGUGUUUAACUGAACUUUAAGUUGAAUUUGGUCAUGUUAAUUUAAAAAUAAAAACAUGAUAUAUUUUCACUGUGAAA
Molecule: messenger RNA, 7363 nt
Organism: Myxocyprinus asiaticus (Chinese sucker)
Lineage: Eukaryota; Metazoa; Chordata; Actinopteri; Cypriniformes; Catostomidae
Product: supervillin-like
Exons: 27
Coding region: 2589-6905 (1438 amino acids)
Biological process (GO): actin filament severing; cytoskeleton organization; actin polymerization or depolymerization
Cellular component (GO): actin cytoskeleton; cytoplasm
Molecular function (GO): phosphatidylinositol-4,5-bisphosphate binding; actin filament binding
Source: RefSeq, a predicted model, not a curated record